This is a messenger RNA of Drosophila subpulchrella, 7464 nucleotides long. It is a transcript of the gene dati, whose product is annotated as zinc finger protein 646. Gene Ontology annotation, cellular component: nucleus. The record is from RefSeq and is a predicted model, not a curated record. The coding region runs from base 1937 to 5434 and encodes 1165 amino acids. The transcript has 11 exons. NCBI's taxonomy places the organism in Eukaryota, Metazoa, Arthropoda, Insecta, Diptera, Drosophilidae.
GCUUCGUCGCUGCAGUCGCUGCCGCUGCUGUCACUUUUUGUUUAACACACACAAUUUUUAUCUUAUAAUAAGCACACCGCUGACUCCCAGUCAUUCUCCCACUCGGCGCCCCGCCGUCCCUUCCCCACUCUGGAUUCCCCUUCUCCAGCUUCCCAAACAACGUAUUGCUGAGGCGAUGAUUUUUAUUCUCAAUUAUUUUGGAUGCGGCAUUCACAAACGCAGUAUUCCAUGGAGUAGAACAGCCGACUGCGGAUCGUCCUGACCUCGCGGAGCAUUUUUAUUUUAUCAAAUAUCAUCAUAAUUUUAACAAAAACAAUAGACCAGAAAACGUUUUUAACAUAAAAGCAGAAUCCGUAACAAGAGAUAAAAUCACCCAACUUAACUCAACUCAACUCAACCAUCUUUUAGUUAUAAAAGCAAUAGAACAGAUGCAAUUAAACCUCUGAUUUUUAUAAACUCAUUAGCGAAAAGAAAUAUCAACAUCAGCUUCAUCACAAUUUAAAAAAAAACAACAACCAAAUUGAUAUAACCAAAAUACAAGCCGACCAACGAGAACAAACCGUUAAAAACCAUCACAAAUUUCUAUGUUAGAUAAAUGAAACAAAAAAAUAAUUUACAACAAAAAGUGUUGCAAAAUUGAAAUCAAAAGUACAAAACCACAUAAAUUAAUUACGAAUAUAAUUAUACAAUUAUUACAAGUACUAACGAAACUUAAUGCAAAUUAUAAAAAAUUGUAACAGAAUAUACUUUUCAUCUUUCAAAGGAGUACUCUUCUGUAGGUUUGAGUGAGGAUUACGGGCAGACUUGAAUUAAUCCGGCAGAGGCUACGGAUCGAUAACAUACAAAUUUACUUGUGUAUAUAAUCAAGAAGUCAUUUAGUUGUAUAAAUAGCUAACAUUCUAUACUUAAACUAAACCAUAUAGGCCAAGCAUUUGGGUUUUCGGGCUACACCGACAUUAAUAAUUCCUCACAGAGGGUACAUUCCCACAGCUACAAAAUACAUUCCCUGAAUGCUUACUCAAUACACACUGACACCGGAACAGACAGUUUGGAAUACCACAUACCCUACAGCUAGCACUUCAUGCAAAGCUGGCCAUACUCACGCCGUGGCAUUCUCAUAUGUAACUACACACCUAACAAGAAAAUCGGGUUACCCCUUUUAAUAAUAAGAGCAAUUUUCAAAAACACUAAUUGUAAUAAUAUGAUUAAACCUGAAGAGAGAUAUAACAAUUAUUGUAGACCACAGUACGUAAACUAAGAUAUAAGUCGUAUAGUUGUAUAACACCACUAAUUAGGCCCCUACAAUAUCAUAGAUCAGUAAAAUACGUGGGAGAUUUUUUUAAUUGGGUACUAAUUUAGGUCGAUUGAUACAAAAGUACUUGUAGUCCAUUUUUGGAGAUCCUCGGAAUACUUUCAAAUUUUAUAAAAUUAUAUUUUUAUAUACCUUAAAUAAGGAGGCGUACAUAUAUAAUUGUAGUUGCGAAAAAUACAAAUCCGAUAGUUAAGUGAUACUCUUUGGGCAUAAAAAUAGAUAAAGGUAUCGGGUAACAAAUUGUGAUGUAAAAUUAAAAAAGUAAAGCUAAUAAGGAAGGGAAAAUCCAAGUAGAAAAUAAAUCAAUCUGGCUCCAUGGCUGUUUGGAGGGAGUAACACCAAAAUAGGCGAUUAAUGAAUUUCACAACCAAUAUAUCGCGACACCGAAACGUGUGCCUUAUUCCGGCCUUAUGUUUAAAGGACUUUCAAUAACACAUCAAAAACAACUUAUACUAAACCAAUAACCACACUAAUUAUAAAAUCGUCGCGUGUAAAGUCACUAGGAACUAGAUAUUCCACAAACUCUAAUUUGAUUGGUAUGCUCCCCGUCGCCUGCGCUGCAACUGUCAUCGAACUGUAAUCACAACGGAGGAUCAAUGUUUAUUUUCAAGGCAGUGACAUGAUAUGAAAUUAAGAUGCUUUAGCCAGGCACCCACCUCUCGCAGUUGGCAGCACAGAUCUGCGUCCAGGAUCGAAAGUAAAGGUCUUAUCGAUCGGCCCGAACGGCCAAGCGCAGUGAGCUGGGAAAUCGAUUUCUGCCGUCUCCCAACCAUCUUGCUUCGAAUGUUCAAGAUGGACGCCGCAGACUUCUGGCAGCAGGCACGUGCCCCGUUCGGCCUGCAGUACAACUCGCCCCCGAGUCAGCCGCAAGCACCCCACCACACCCUGCACCACUCCCUUCCCCAGGAGCACGAGCUGCUGGCCGAAGUCCACCCAGGAGGCCCAGCCACCGGCUCGGGCGCAGUGAACAGCAGCAGCUCCAUGGGCCUCUCCAGCCCCCACCCCGCUCUGGGCGGCAAGGCCGAGUCCGGCCACAUCCUGCAGCAGCACUCGGAGCAGCAGUCCUACGGGGGCGACUCCUUCCGGGGCUCGCAGUCGCCCCAGCUGAGCAGCCACCACCUGUUGUUCAACGCAGCUGCGGCCGCUGCCGCGGCGGCCCACCUGAAGUCCACUGCCAUGCAGAACAACCUCUCGCCGAUGGGGGCGGGCAACUACGGCCACGGCUCCUUGAACGCCCUGUGUGGGAUCAAGCCCAAGCAGGAGAUGGACGCCAAGCCGGCCCUCCAGCCGCUGGACGAGUGCCGCCAGCCGCUGGCCCAGGCGCAAUCGCAGUCCCAGCCUGCGUACGGCGCAGACUUCUACGACGUGGGCGAGUCGCCGGCAGGGGAAGUCUCCGAGGCGGAGGGACGAGCGCUGACCAUCGGGCUCGGCGGAGCUAGCAAGAGAUCCUCCGAGGAGCCGCAGGCCAGUCUGCAGACCCAGCAAGCGACGGGGGCAGGCCGGGGCUUGCAGACGCCGCAGUGCCCCUCAAUGUCCCCCGGGACCGGGGGCAGCUCCAACUCGGGGACGGGACCCAGACCCGGGCCAGCACUGAUCAACAAGACCUUGUCGCAGGGUCAGCAGUCUCCGCAGCACUCCACAACGCCGUCCGGCGGCAGCACGACGCCCGACAUUAAGUACAGCAACGACAAAAUGGCCAACGAAAUUCAGCUUCAGCUAUCCCGGUCGAGCAGCGCAGCCGCGAUCAGUGAACGCACCCUUGAAGAAUGUUGGUCAACCCUGCAACGAGUGAGUUGGCAUCUGUUCCGUUGUCUUUUUAUGCACAAAAGCGCGAUGCAGCAAAUACAGCAGCAGAUUCCCCGAGUCGGCCUUGGAACCCACGGCGUGGCCGGCACAGCUAACUUGGGCGGCAACAUCACGCCCGGCUCGGAUACCAAGCCGCACCAGUGCCAGCAGUGCAUGAAGAGCUUUUCCAGCAACCACCAACUCGUGCAACACAUCCGGGUGCACACUGGAGAGAAGCCGUACAAGUGCUCCUACUGUGAUCGUAGAUUUAAGCAGCUGUCGCAUGUCCAGCAGCACACGCGCCUCCACACAGGAGAACGACCCUACAAAUGCCACCUGCCAGACUGCGGCCGAGCCUUCAUACAGCUUUCGAAUCUGCAGCAGCAUCUACGAAACCACGACGCUCAGGUUGAACGUGCAAAGAAUCGCCCCUUCCACUGCAACAUUUGUGGAAAGGGAUUCGCCACUGAGUCUAGCCUGCGCACACACACGUCUAAGGAGCUACAGCUGCAUCUUGGUGUCUUGCAGCAGCACGCCGCACUAAUAGGUGGUCCAAACGCCACGUCCUGUCCUGUGUGCCAUAAACUUUUCCUUGGCACCGAGGCUCUUGUGGACCACAUGAAACACGUUCAUAAAGAAAAAAGCCCCCCGCCAAGUGGAUCAGCCCUAUCCCAAUUCAGCGAAUUAAAUCAGGGAACUGGCAGUGGGAACGGAAACGGAAGUGGAACUGCCAACGAUCAAAUCUCUGCGCAUACCACAUCGGAGUCGAGCUGCGCACAGAGCUCCCAUCAGGCCUCUGUCGGUGGCCCCAACAUAAUCGACAGCUAUUUGGGCAAGCGGAGGACAGCCAAUCAUCCCUGCCCGGUAUGCGGCAAGCACUACGUCAAUGAGGGAUCCCUCCGGAAACACCUGGCAUGCCACGCCGAGACCUCCCAACUAACAAACAGCCUACGAAUGUGGCCUUGUAGCGUUUGCCAGGCAGUCUUUACUCAUGAAAAUGGCCUUCUUACCCACAUGGAGUCGAUGCGCAUGGAUCCGAAACAUCAGUUUGCGGCCCAGUACGUUUUGUCUCGAGCGGCUGCGGAACAGCGAGAGCGUGAGUCCCUGCUAGCGGUAACCUUGGCCGCCAGCAGUGGCACUGGCGACAGAAUGGGGAUUGCAGAUGCCGCGAACGUCCUGACAAUGGGAGCACACAACUCAGAGGGGUCCAACUCGAAGUGUCCCUCCCCUUCGGUGAACUCCGAGUGCUCUUCGAACGGACGUCUAACGUCAUCAACAACCUCUGAUCAGGACCAAGACAUCGACCAUGGGCUGAGUGAAAAUGAGAACAGCAACCAGAACAACAUCACCAGCAGCACGAACAACAACAAUAAUUGCACCAACAACAACAACUCAGGCUCUAAUAAAAUGGUUGAGCUUCGACUUCAGGGUUCCGGCCAAUAUACCAUGGACACGGAUCUGCACGUGGCCAACCGAAUGUCGUUGAUGGCCGCGGCUGCGGCUGCCGUUGCUGCGUCACGACCGCAGGACGGAGUGGACACCUCAGCAGUGCCGAGCGCGGCGGUCCAAGCUGCUGUGGUCAAUCUGGCCGCCGCCAUGCGAAUGAACAAUCCCAGCAACGGCCCUACCGCCUACCAGCAGCAUCACGGCGACCACACCCAGUCACACCACCCACUCCCGCACUCACAUCCGCAUCCACAUCCGCAUCCGCAUCCACACCCUCAUCACCCUCAUCACCACCAGCAGCAGCAGGCGCCUCAACACCAGCAGCAACAAUUGUCCCAUUUGUUGGUGCACACGCACCCCGGCAACAGCCACUCCCGCUCACAACGAUCUCCGAGUUUGAACGUGCCAAGUUUGCAGAACGAAUCAUCUGCUGCCGCAUCGAUCGCCAUGAACAUGAACGUGCACAUGAUGCGCGGUUCCCUUGAGCCGGACCCGGGCCUGGGGGGAAUGCAUGCGAUAGAAGUCCUCCACCAGCAGCAGCACCACCACCAGACGUCCAACUACUCGCAGCACGCCAUCACGCCCACCAACCAACAGGCCCAUCCGCACUCCCAGGCGCACCACACAUCCCACCACCACCCGGACGCGGAGACGGCGCUCCGCAUGCACCAGGCUGAGGCGAUCCUGCGCUCGCACACCGAGGCGGCGUUCCGACUGGCCACUGGCACUGUUCCUGUUCCUGUUCCUGGCCCCGGAGUAAAAAGCGAGGCCGACCAGCAGCAGCCCAGCAGCAACGGCAACGCUAGUGGCAGCGCCAACAGCAACGACCAACAGCACCGAUUCCAUUCACACUCGAGUCAGCAGGAGCAUCAACUGCCAUCGAGCUCGUGAAGUUCGGCGAGUGAACCCUCCAUGCCAGAUCGAGGAUAGAUUGAGGAUAGAGAUGCAAAAUCAAGUACAACGAUUUUCCUAUUUCGUCUUUUGCAGUCGAAAGAAAGGAUUGGAUACAUACGAAUGCGUAGGCCUCCAUUACACAUAAAUUAGUUUAUGGACGAGGUAUUGAUGUAAAUGAGAUUAUGUUUGUAUGUAAGGUUAAAUAGGCAACACCGCCCUAAGUUAAACAGCGACCCCAUUCAUUGUGCAAUAAUAAAAAGUAAAGUCAAUGUCGACAGAUAACUAUAUGUAAAAACUUUCGUGUUAUGUUUACGUUUAUUAUAAGAGUAAAGAUUAAUGCGCGAAAAUCAUUUAAAACGAAUUUUUUUGGGCUAUUACAAAGGCAAUGGGUUUCACACAAUUUCUGGGAGAUAUUAACACGAUAAAACACAGUUUUCAAAAACAAAAUAUACAUCAAUGGCCAAGAAGUCAAGCCGGAUUGUUUUAACUUGUAGAAGUCGAUAAAUAGCGUCUACCGCGAUAGAAAAUGCCUGCAGGGCAGGACUUAAAGAAGUUGGAAAACUAGCCACUACGGAAAAGUAAUCUUUAAAUGAUUUUAAGCAAUGUUGGCAUGGUCUAAAAUGACGUUUGACUCCCCCAAACGUGACUGAAAAAUACGGGUUUUUUGAGGAAAAUUAUCAUAGCCAGCACAUUUGUAUUACAACAUUUUAAGCCCCCAUUUUUCUGUUUACAAUUUUAAUAUAAAUGUGUUGUCUACUAAGAUAUUUAUGUUUUCAUAAACCCAUAAGUUGUUGAUAAUUUGAGCUUAUCUAAAAGUUGCAUUGGGAUUUGUCGUUCUUUUACGCGCACAUUUGGAAGAUGACCAGAAAAUCCAGAAUGUAAAAACUGUAGUGUCAAAUAAGGAAAUACCUAACCCUGUACUAUACAAAAAUAACAGUGUUUUUCGUUCGCAUUUCGGGGGGGUACAAACACCAUUUUAGACCAUACGUUUGUUGCCCCAUACGAUUUGUCAGUUCUUUCCGCCCCAUACAAAUCGACCUGCCCUAAUUUACAUAUUUACAGUGCACGAUCAAAACAAAGAACAUUCUGUUUCAAAUAUAAAAACACAUUUGUUUUGCUUAAAACUGUGACAAUAAAGUUCAUUUACAUUUGUUCUAAGCGUGCGAAAUAUAUCAAAGCUGGUGCCUACUUAACAUUGUAUACAUUUGCGUUUGGCUAUUAGUGAAGUGAUUUCGUUUCUCUUUUCUUUCUGAUGUUUCUUUCGGUUUUUGUUAGGGUGGACUUAAGUUGAAUAAGACUUUCCCAAUUUUUGUAUAGAACAUCAAAAUCAAAAAUUCAAUUUCAUUACACCUUGUUUUUAAAAAAAUAAAUUUAUAAACGAGUUAAUUAUUGACUAAACAUAAUAUUAAAAAUGCUUUAUAUCCUGCAGAAUCUCAAAAACUGGAUGUUUUCUCAUUGACGGACUACACGAAAGACGUUUGUCCGGAAUUUAUGCGUCAAAAAAAUAAAUUUACAAGACGAAAAAGGAAAGGAUCACGAAAGCUUAUAAUAUAUUUAUAAUAUAUAAGGGAGUAAAGGGUAUAGUCCCAAACGAUUCGUUUCUUGAAUGACACUUUCCAAAAUUUAAUAUUUUUCAAAAGUUUAAAAGCAGAAAGUUGCUGACAUCUAUUGAGCAUAUUCCUGUCAAAGUUCGUUGGUAAAAUUCCAGCGGAGUUAAUUAUUACAGCUCUUGGCCUAAGCCAAUAUUAUUUUCUCUUUUUAAAGUUGUAGGGCAAGGUGACGAACUGACAAAUACACACUAAGACUCUAUGCAGAUGUGAAAAUUAUUUAUUUUUCCUUCAAUAAAAGUUAAAAACGUACAAUACGGUGUUCAAAUUAAACUGUGCACUUAAAAAUCGUCUACUUCAUUUCUGGGUUUUAAUUAAGUUGUUCAAUUUCUAAUUCACAUAAAACCAUAAUCAUAACAAGCAAACACAGAAAAAAACAACAAAAUGCUCUUCACGAUACCCUACAAGGUACUGUUGGAA